GUUGCACUCGCACCAGCAGCAGAAGGUAACACAGCCUCACAGUAAGACUAAACAGAGAGCAGGACACGAUGAAGAACACCUUUCUUUGUUCAGCCGUACUUGUGCUCCUGUCAACAGGUCUUUGCCACGGAUCCGGUGCGAUCACUGUCGAUUUCCUCCGUGGAGCGACAGGAGAGAGUGUGACCUUCACAACAUCUGUGAAACCUGCAGCUGAACCAUUUCUGGCUCUGACCUGGAGCUUCAACACAACCUUCAAUGUCAUCACUUCAACCAGUGUCGACAUUGUGGGACAGGGCUAUGAGAACCGGAUCAUCCUGGACAAAUCCACCGGUUCUCUGGUGCUGAGCAAUGUGACAGAAAAAGACAGUGGGGAAUAUGAACUCAUCAUCAUCCCACAUGGAGGAGAGCACAUUCAAGGAACUGUCAAGCUGGAAGUUCUGACCUCCGUGUCCAACCCCAGCAUAUCCUGCCCCACAGAGAACUUAAUAGAAGGUAAAAGCUCAGUGAAUAUCACCUGUGACGCUGACGGCCUGGUGUCCAGCACACUGUGGCUGAAAGACGGCAAACCUCUGGUCUCUGGAGAUAGAUUCAGCUUUCACCAUGGCAACAGAGUGUUGUCCAUCAGCCCCAUCGACAGGAAAGACACUGGACUGAUUCUCUGUAAUGUCAGCAACGCCAUCAGUUACCAAACAGCCGAGUGCAGACUUCAUGUCUACUACGGACCUGACAAACCAACAGUAACUCAGAAGCCCAGACGGGCAGAGAUGGAAGAGAAGGUCUCUCUCAGCUGCUUUGCAGAGUCGCUGCCAGAGGCCACUUUCUUCUGGACGUUCAGGAACAGGAAGAUCCCUGGACCUGUGGUUCACAUCAAAGAGAUGGAAGAGCAUCAUCUGGGGGCGUACACUUGCACCGCUCGUAACGCUGUGACCCACCAGGAAGCUUCUGAGGUCCACAGACUGCGUGACUCCUCUCCCAUUAUCAGUGGUUCUAUGUCCAUGAUGGUUUGCACUGUCCUGACCUCGGGGGCACUCAUGUUGAUCUAAACACUGCAUUGUGCCUCUGUGUUUAAAGCCAAGAAGGUUGUGUUUUCAUCGCCGUGGGUUUGUCUGUAAAUGUGUAUUUACAACCCCGUCCCAAGUGUGUUUCCUUUUAAAUUUUGGUAACAAUCUACCCACUGAUGACAUCAUGAAAAAUGAUCUCUUAUUAUACAAUGUAAAAAAAAUCAAAUCUCUCUCAAAAUGAAUCGUAUUUUAGAUUAUAUAACAUUUAAUAAGUUCAGAUGUGUAUAUUUAACAGUGCUCUGAGUGAGACACAUUGUAAGUGCUGACUGUUUUAGAAACAAAGGUUUCAUCUCUUUAAAUCUACAAUCUAUAUCUUAAGAAUUUGUCUGCAA
Molecule: messenger RNA, 1393 nt
Organism: Solea solea (common sole)
Lineage: Eukaryota; Metazoa; Chordata; Actinopteri; Pleuronectiformes; Soleidae
Product: carcinoembryonic antigen-related cell adhesion molecule 1-like
Exons: 5
Coding region: 69-1043 (324 amino acids)
Source: RefSeq, a predicted model, not a curated record